Gigantopelta aegis is the source of this 3764-nucleotide messenger RNA. RefSeq names its product zinc finger protein 431-like. The transcript is spliced from 2 exons. Gene Ontology annotation, biological process: regulation of transcription by RNA polymerase II. Bases 1208 to 3337 code for a protein of 709 amino acids. The record is from RefSeq and is a predicted model, not a curated record. Gene Ontology annotation, molecular function: RNA polymerase II cis-regulatory region sequence-specific DNA binding; DNA-binding transcription factor activity, RNA polymerase II-specific. NCBI's taxonomy places the organism in Eukaryota, Metazoa, Mollusca, Gastropoda, Neomphalida, Peltospiridae.
CUCGAUUACGUAUACUGCUCUAGAAGUAGAAGAAGUAAUGUGCGGUUUCUUGAAUAUUGUUGUUGAUCAAAAUACAUCUAUUGCCAAUAGUAUUCGCCAGUGUAUGAUAACAUGAUAACUUUAUCAUCAAGAUAGCUUCCCAUAAAUCAACACCUACUGAUUCCUCGCGGAAAACUCAGAAUGAUAUAACACAAGUUAAAUAUGAAGAAGCGAUGUAUCAACCUCAACAAACUUGGAAGAUAUAACACUAAUUAAAUGUGAAGAAGAGAUUGGUCAGACAGAAGACACUCAGAAUGAUACAACGCUAGUUAACUAUGAAGAAGAGAUUUAUCAGGUGCAACAAACUCAGAAUGAUAUAAUGCUAGCUAUCUAUGGAGCAGAGACUUAUCAGGUGCAACAAACUCAGAAUGAUAUAACGCUAGCUAACUAUGAAGCAGAAACUUAUCAACCACAACAAACUCAGAAGGAUGUAUUACUAGAUAUGACAGAUCAGCCUCAUCAAACUCGGGAUAAGGCCAUCCAGACUCAGACCAGUACUGCACAAUCCUCAACCCAGACAGAUAUAUCGCUGGUGUUUGAUCAGUCACUGUCGUUGCAUACGGUAAAUCUGGACGAAAUCCCUCCUGAGGUGUGCUAGCUGAUUACAAAUCAUUAUCAGAAUAUUUUGAUAAAACAGCUGCAGCAGGAUCAUAGCAAAAGGUUACCAACAAGCAAGAACUGUGAUGUGGAUGCGAGUCCAAGUCCUUUAUCUCCACAGUGUGCAAACCAUCGGGCAUCAGGACAGGCCAGAUAUAAAGUGUCACCAGGUAAAACAAGAGAUGGUAGAUCAGAUCUGAAUAAAAUUCCAUGCACUUUAAGAUCAGGAUUGGGAAAAAGUGAGUUGACCUCAUAUUCACCAAACAAUUUCAGGUCAGCAAAGGCCGACGUUAAAAUCUCAUCAAGACCAGAAAAGGACAACAUGCAUUCCAGAAUAGUCCGCAUAGAUCUCUUACAUUAACCAGGCAGGCCUAGACAGAGCGAGUUGUGACAUUAAUUAGUAGACACUGCAAUAGAUCGCCAUAACAUUCAUCUGCAAGACGAUGACAUAGUUAUCUCUGACAUUAAACAGGUAGAUCUUGAAAGAAAAACUUGUGACCUUGAUCAGCCAGUCAUUGAAGUAGAUAGCUAUGACAUUAACCAGGUAUAUCUUGAAAGAGAGACACGUGACAUGGAUCAGCCAGUCAUUGAAGUAGACAGCUAUGACAUUAAACAGGUAAAUCUUGAAAGAAAGACUCGUGACAUGGAUCAGCCAGUCAUUGAAGUAGAUAGCUAUGACAUUAAACAGGCAGACACAGAAGCAAACGACUGUGGUAUCAACCAAUCAGACAAAAAAGCAAAUGACCCUGACAUUAACCAGACACACGAGGAAGCAGAUAUUAACAUUUUGCGAGGAAUCGGUGAACCUGAUAACAAUGACAUUAAACAAGCAGAAGUAGGAGACACCACAGACAUUAAGACUGAGUGUGGUUACAGUGUGGAGAAGCCAUUUAUGUGCAAGAUAUGUGCAGAACGUUUCUCAAACAUUGAGCAUCUUCAAAGACACAUCAUUGCCCAUGUACAAACCUCUAAUGCACAGUAUCUCGAAAGAUAUAUUUCUGCCUAUGUUGGGGAUGCUCCAUUCGAGUGUAAUAUUUGUAAAAUACAUUAUGCAACUACUAUUCUGCUUGAGAGAGAUGUCGCAAGACAUCUUGGCAGAAAAGCAGCUACCUGUGAGUUAUGUUCAACGUCAUUUGUAUGUGACAAGACUCUACAGGCACAUAAGCGAAUCCAUUGUAAUGUCAGAUCGUUUGAAUGUCAAGUUUGUCACAAAUGCUUUAAGUCAAAAUAUGUCUUGAAAAACCAUCAGUUGAAUCAUUCAGAUGAAAAACCGUAUACAUGUGAAGUUUGUGGCAAACGCUUUAAAUGGAUUGCUUCCUAUAGAAGCCACAUUGUCAUUCAUUCUAAUAAGAAAAAUCGUUACAAGUGUGGACUGUGCUCUAAAGCUUAUGAUGUUAAAGAAAACCUCAAAUUACAUCAAACGGUGAAUCACUUAAAUGUGAAAUUCCAGUGUGAUCUUUGUUACAAAAGUUUUCAAGCACCCUAUUAUCUAAAGAGACAUGUCAGAUAUUUUCAUACGAAUGAAAAACCUUUUAAAUGUGAAGUUUGUUCAAGAGCUUUUAAGAUGGCUGCCUGGUUAAGACGUCAUAUGCAGGUUCACAAUAAGCCUGAUCUCAAAUGUGAUGUCUGCUCAAAACGUUAUAAGUUUGCUAAAGUGUUUGAGCGGCAUAAGCUGGUUCACAAUGCUGGAGGUAGAAAAUAUUUUCAGUGUGACCAAUGUCCUAAAAGGUAUGAUACAAGACCUAAUCUCAAGGCACACCAGUCGGUGAUUCAUUUAAAGGUGAAUUAUACAUGUGAUGUUUGUUCAAAAUCCUUCACAUCAUUAUAUUACAUGAGGAAUCACAGAACCAUCCAUUUCGAUGAAGUAAAGAUUGUCUGUGAUAUCUGUUCUAAGAGAUUUAUUAGCAAAUCAGCUUUGCGACAACAUAUGUCUAUCCAUUCCAGUCAGAGAUUCAAAUGUCAGGAGUGCACAAAGACUUACAAGUCGAAGUGUACUCUCAGGGUCCACACCAUGAGUCAUAAGACAGGAAAGCCAUACAAGUGUGAAGUCUGCUCAACAUGUUUCUUAGCGCAUUCCCAGUAUCAACAGCACUUGAACAUACACACUGGACUGAAACCAUACACUUGCAAGAUCUGUUCCCUUGACUUUCCAAUGCGCCGUUACCUCACAACACACAUGCAUACUCACACAGACAAAUACAAAUGCGAUGUUUGUUCCAAGUCGUUUAGAUCCCGCAACAUUCUUAAUACACAUCAGUGGGUCCACACUGGGGUGAAACCAUUUUUGUGUGAAUUUUGUUCAGAUGGUUUUGCGUCUGCUAAGAGUCUUAAAUAUCAUAUGACAACUCACUUGAAAGAGAAAGAGUUUUUGUGCAAAGUUUGUUCAAAGAGUUUUGUUGAUGCUAAGGAUUUUAGAUCUCAUAUGAAAAUUCAUCCUAAAGAAAAAGAGUUUUUGUGCGAAGUUUGUUCGAAGAGUUUUGUUGCUGUGCAGAAUCUUAAAAAUCAUAUGAAGACUCAUUCUAAAGAAAAAGAGUUUUUGUGUAAAGUUUGUUCGAAGAGUUUUGUUUCUGCGCAGAAUCUUAAAAAUCAUAUGAAGACUCAUUCUAAAGAAAAAGAGUUUUUGUGUAAAGUUUGUUCAAAGAGUUUUAUUGCUGCUCGGAAUCUUAAAAAUCAUAUGAAGACUCAUUCUAAAGAAAAAUAGUUUUUGUGUAAAGUUUGUUUGGAGAAUUUUGUUGAUUUUAAGAAUCUUAAAUCUCAUGAAAACUCAUCGUACAGUGAAAGAGUUUUCAUGUGAAGUUUGUUCGAAGCGUUGGGUUAGUGCAAAUAAUCUUAAAUGUCAUAUGAAUAUUCAUGAGAAGUGAAGCAGUAAUUAUCAGAUUGGUUUGUUGUUUCUGCCUCCUUGGAAUACAUAUGGAACUUCAUUUGUAAAGUUGGAGUUUAUUUCAUUGUAAAUACAAAAAUGUUUGGUGUGAAGUUAAUUCGAAGUAGUUUUAGUCUUGCUACAGCUUUGAUUCCAUGGAAGUUAUGAGAAGAAAUCCUUUAGAUGCAAUGUCUUAAAAUGUUUUUUUCCACAACCAUGUACUUUAAAAAAAAAAAAAAAAAAAACCCCAUUAAAAUGGCACAGUGCU